Messenger RNA from Varanus komodoensis (Komodo dragon), 1508 nucleotides. RefSeq names its product TatD DNase domain containing 3 (gene TATDN3). The record is from RefSeq and is a predicted model, not a curated record. Bases 72 to 881 code for a protein of 269 amino acids. Lineage: Eukaryota; Metazoa; Chordata; Lepidosauria; Squamata; Varanidae. The transcript has 10 exons. Gene Ontology annotation, molecular function: hydrolase activity, acting on ester bonds.
AAGUAGGUAAUGUCCGAAAAUAGAUCUGGCUGGAAACUGAGGUCUCCCCAGCGGGAGUUCCGCAUUUAGGGAUGGGGGCGGUGGAUUGUCACUGCCACCUCGCGGCGCCCGAGUUCCACGCGGACAUUGAAAGUGUAUUGGAAGACACAAAGAAGGCUAAAGUUUUGGCCUUGGUGGUAGUUGCUGAAUACUUAGCAGAUUUUGAAAAAAUUAUUCAACUUUCUAAAAGGUACCCAGGAUUUGUCUUUCCAUGUCUUGGCAUUCAUCCAGUUCAAACUAGUCCAGCAGGACUUGAGAGCAGUGUUACAUUAAAGGAUGUAGAUGAAGCAUUGCCACUCAUAGAGCUCUAUAAAGACCAGCUGUUGGCCAUUGGAGAGGUUGGUUUGGAUUUCACUCCCAGAAUUGCAAGUACUGAUGAGCAGAAGGAAAGGCAAAGACAAGUCUUGAUCAAACAGAUUCAACUUGCAAAACAACUAGAUUUGCCUUUAAAUGUCCACUCCCGCUCAGCUGGAAGGCCAACCAUUAACCUCUUAAAGGAGCAAGGUGCUGAAAGGGUGCUGCUCCAUGCAUUUGAUGGCAAGCCUUCGGUGGCAAUGGAAGGGGUGAAGGCUGGCUAUUUCUUCUCCAUUCCUCCUUCCAUUAUAAGGAGCGAACAAAAGCAGAAACUUGUGAAACAGCUGCCCCUAGAAAGCCUUUGCUUAGAAACUGACUCUCCUGCUCUAGGUCCUGAGAAACAGGUGAGGAAUGAACCAAAGAAUAUCUUCAUUGCUGCAGAAUAUGUUGCUAAACUAAAAGGCAUUUCAGUGGAAGAAGUUCUAGAGGUGACAACACAGAAUGCACAGAAGAUCUUCCCCAAACUGAAAAACUUUCUCCGGAAAUAGCUUAUCUUCUCUUUCUGAAGUGGGAGACCGGCAGCUGACCUGCCCCCCAGUAGCACAUGCAUCCCUUGGGGCUGAAAACAUUGCCACCACCUCCAGUUCUGAUGUGUCUUAAUCUAAAGCCCUGAUUUCUGUGCCAUCUUGCUCUGACCUUCAUGUGAAUGUGACUUCACAGGCUGCAUAAUUUUAAGUUUGGAUGGUUCUGUCUUUGUUUCUUCCAUCAUUUUAUCAAUUGAACUGCAUCCCACACAAUGCCAUUCAAUUCUGUUUAUGUUCAUUCAGAUUUUUAUUCUAAAUAAGAACCCUCUUGACUAUUGAACUCUUUAAAUUUAAUAUCUGUUAAGGUAUUCUCUUUGGGCCUAAUAAACAAACAUAAAAAGGAUCUUGUUUGCUAAAAGUGUGGUUGUGGAGGUUGGGGUGCUUGGAGUAGGGACUCAGGAUAUCCAGAUUCUAGUCCCCACUUGGCUGUGGAGCUCGCUGGGUGACUUGGGCCUGUCAGAGACUCUUAGCCCAUCCUACCUCACAGGGUUGUUGUGAGGAUAAAAUGAAGCUAUGUAAGCUACCUUGGAGUCUUCACAAGAAGAAUGUGAGAUAUAAAUGGAAUGUAAUAAUAAAGUCGUGUCUAUUUCA